Molecule: messenger RNA, 2762 nt
Organism: Aegilops tauschii subsp. strangulata
Lineage: Eukaryota; Viridiplantae; Streptophyta; Magnoliopsida; Poales; Poaceae
Source: RefSeq, a predicted model, not a curated record
UUCUUGUGAGCAGUAAUUCAGUAACAGAUGGGUCUUGUCCGCACUGGAAACCGUGGCCUGUCUGACAACACAGAUUCACUGAGAUGUAAGCAAUACCAAACUGAAAAAACAUACCGAAACUCUUCGACCGAGAUGGGAAUUCGCCAAUUCAUGCGUCACGAAAUCUUGGUGAACCACCAAGGAUUGCUAGUUUGUCCCAAGCUGCCUCAUUUCCAAAAGCAAUCUAGUUCUCUCCUCCUGAUGUUACUGGCCCAGGAAUAGCAGAAAACUCCCAUGUUCUUUCAGACCAUCGAAAACUCCAUGUUCAGACGCUGUCACCAACGUAAACUAAAAUAGCAUUAUCGAUGUAAAAAAUCACCGCAGCGACACACCAUCGUCUGACUCCACGAGAAAUCCCACCGAGCUGGAGGCUGGCAGGUAGCAAGAACUUGGAGUUGCCAUGCCUCGGUUUGUCACCAUGCACCAGCAAGAACGUAUUUAACCUGGCCUCAGUCGCUCCGAGCAAACUAUGGCGGCGAUGGAGGGCGGGAGGAUCCGAGCGGCGCGGGGCUACGGCGGCGGCAACGAGUCGGUGUCGGUGGGCGACGGCAUGAGCAUCUUCGGCCAGAGCCAGAGCCAGAGCAUCGACGUGCGGCGCCGCGGGAAGCCCCGGCGGCGAGCCACGCUGCCCAAGGUCGUCAAGGUAGGCUUCAUGUGAGAUCAUGCCGGGUCUUGGUGUUGUGCUGAUAACAUCGACCGUGGUGACUGCGUGCAGAACGUGUCGUCCGAUGUCAAGCAGGUGGCGAGGUCCGGCUCCGGCACCGAUCGGCUGCCGCACCGGCGUCCGGCCGCCACGCCGGAGAGAGAGAAGGAGAAGGCGAAGGCGCGUGUGGAUCCUGAGCUGUUCGCGGGCAAGACGCUGGAGCAGCUCGUGGAGCAGGCCGACGCCAAGCAGCUGGUGGAGCAGCCCAAGGCGGGGUCGCAGGGGCCGGACAAGGAGAGGGCGCGCGUCGUCGCUGCAGCGGAGCCUGAGCUGCCGGCGGUCGUGGCCAAGAAGCAGCUGGAGCGGCAGGGGUCCCGCAGGUCGGACCUCCUCAAAGGACCGCGCGCGAACGUAGCCGGCCUCGCCGCAGACGUCGGUGGCGCUCGGCCGAUGGAGUCGAGCGGCGGCGCGACGUACGCCGAGGUGAUGCGCGAGCUGGACCGCGUCAAGAGGGAGCUGCGGGAGCUGCAGCGCGAGGUGAAGGCCGCGAGGGAGGCCAAGGCCGGCACGGCCAUGGCCGAGGAGGACGCGGCGUCGGCGUCGACGAGGAGCCCUGGUUCGGUCGUCGCCCACGGCGCGAAAGAACGGCCGGGUGCCGACCACGAAGCGAAGGAGGUGCGCGUCGCCUUUGAGCUCACCGGAGCCGGCCAGUCGUCUACCAGGGAGACGGAGGAGGAGGUGACGAGGUGGACCCCGCCGAGCAUAGGGCUGCAGAGAGGUGCGAUCAUGGGCCGUCAGAGCGUGUCGAGCGAGCUCGAGGCGUGGCUAACCGCGGCGAGCUCCGACGACAGACGGCUCCGCCACGGCUUCGGCCACUCGUCGGACUCGGAGAUCACCGACGAGGGACACGACAGCUCGCCGUCGCUGCAGGCGGCGGAGGCCAAGCUGGACAUGGCGCGGGCGGAGCUCGAGUCCGCCAAAGGAGAGAGCCUCCAGUUCACGGCGUCCAUGGAGCGCACGCGCACGGAGGCGGCGCGCCUCGCCGAGGAGAUCGGCCGGCUGGAGGAGCAGGAGAAGAAGGCCGGCGCGCAGGUGCGGCAGCUGGAGGCCGCGCUGCGCGACGCCAAGUGCCGCCUGGGCGCCGUCACGGCCGCCGACGAGAUGGCCGGCGAGAUCCUGGCCGACCUGGAGGCGACGCUGCGGCAGCUGGAGGAGGAGACGGAGGCGGCGGAGAAGGAGAAGGCGCUGAUGGAGCAGGAGGGCCAGUGCGUCCAGGACGACGCGGACAGCGUGGACGCCGAGAUCGCGGCCGCCGAGCAGAGGAUCAGGGGCUCGAUCAGGGAGCUGGAGGCGGCGAGGGCGUCGGAGGCCGCGGCGACGGAGAGGCUGAGGGCCGCCGUGGAGGGCGCGGCGAUGGAGAGGGCGUCCAUGGCGCCGCGGAGGUCCGGGAACGUGACGCUCCCGAGGUUCGAGUACGAGUACCUGACCGGCCGCGCCGAGGUGGUCCGCGCGGUCGCCGACAAGAAGGUGGCCGCGGCGGAGGCGUGGGUGGAGGCGCGGCGGGCCGGCGAGAAGGAGAUGAUCAUGCGCGCCGAGGCGAUCGAGAGGGAGCUCGGGCUAGAAUUACAGGCCGUGGACGACGAGAGCGCGGCGGAGCAGCGGAGGCCGCGUGACGGCCUGCAGCGCGCGCACACGUCGAGGCGAGCCGCGAUGGUGAAAGGCUCAUCUGCGGCGACGUCAAGAAGGAAGACGCCACCAUCGCCGUCCCCGCCGCCGUCCCCAUUGUCGCGGCACCCGCGGGCGCAGUCGCUCGCCAUAAGAAGCUACCUGAAGCUCGUCGGCGGGAAAUGCACGAGGCCAUGACUGAGACGCAUUGCAGCGCAGGAGAGGUGCAGCUCAAAUGGCGAACAGACGAUGGGGACAAGAAUAUCAUUUCUAUAUGCAUGUGUGCCUGUGUAUCUUUUCUUACAACAACCAUGUGUAUAUGCAGAGCAGCAGAGGGGGCUGUACAAGCAGAACUACGUAUACAGAACAACCACCCUUUCAGAUAUGAUAUGAAUACAAGUAUUCUACCAGAAAA